AUGGGCGGUUCCUUCAGACCAAACUACGCCGAUGGCCCUGAACCCCCUUUCUCACCCACCAAGAAAACAACACUUGUCAUCAUCAAGACCUCACUCCUCAUCCCCGGCGACGGCGAACCUCUCAAAGAUGGCGCCCUCGUCAUCUCCUCAAAGGUGAUCGCCUGGGUCGGACCGCAGUCCUCCCUCCCCUCCGAAUACGCCGACUCGCCUCACAGAUCCUAUACGGUGCCUUACCUUAUGCCGGGCCUCUGGGACUGCCACGCUCACUUCGGCGGCGAGUCGCCCAAUGACGAUGGCGGCAACGACCCGUACCAAGUCUUCAUCACUGAGCACCCCGCCGCGUCCGGCGCACGUCUCACGCGCGGGUGCUGGCUGGCCCUGCAGCGGGGGUACACGUCCCUUCGUGACGUGGCCGGUCUGGGCUGCGAGGUCUCUCGUGCGAUCGAGGACGGCAGCAUCGUGGGACCCAACGUCUACAGCUCCGGAUCGGGUCUGAGCCAGCUGGCCGGCCAUGGCGACAUCUUCUCCUUGCCCGCAGGCGACGUCCUCCUCAACCUCGGCGUGUCACAAAUCACACCGGGUCACUUUGGCACACACGCGACCAUGAUCGUGGACGGGGUUGACGAGUGCCGCCGCGCGGUUCGGCUCCAGAUCCGGCGCGGCGCCAAGUGCAUCAAGGUCAUGGCCUCCGGCGGCGUCAUGUCCCGCGACGACAACCCGAAUUACGCCCAGUUCAGCGCGGCGGAGCUCGAGACCAUUGUGGAAGAGGCGACGAGACAGAACCGCGUCGUCGCAGCCCACGUUCACGGUAAGGCUGGGAUCCUGGCGGCCAUCAAUGCGGGCGUCACGACCCUGGAACAUGCCUCCUUUGCGGACCGCGAGUGUAUCGACCUCAUCAAGGAGAAGGGCAUAGUCUACAUCGCCACGCGUAUUGUCGUGCACUUGCUCCUCAGCACGGGGGGCAAGGGACUCCCUCCUACGGUAUGGGAAAAGGCAAAGUUGGUUGCGAAGAACCACAUGACGGCCUACAAGAUGGCCAUCGAGUCCGGCGUCCAAAUCGCUCUAGGCACAGACACAGGGCCGGGGUACAACAUGGCGACGGAGCUGGAGUGCGCCGUCGAGGCCGGCAUGAGCAACCUGGAGGCGAUCAAGGCAGCGACGGCGAACGGCCCGCUGAGCGUUGGAGGACAGGCGCCGAAGACGGGGCAGCUGAAGGUAGGGUACGAGGCGGAUGUCAUUGGGCUGCUGCAGAACCCGGUGGAAGACGUCAAGGUGUUGCAGAAGGUUGACAACGUCGGCUGGGUUUGGAAGGGCGGGAAGCUCUUCAAAGGACCGGGCGUCGGGCCGUGGGGCGAAGAGCCGGGUGUCUGGGAAGACAUUACGGGGGUUUCGCGUCUUCGUUGUACCACUGGGUACUAA
Molecule: messenger RNA, 1419 nt
Organism: Colletotrichum graminicola M1.001
Lineage: Eukaryota; Fungi; Ascomycota; Sordariomycetes; Glomerellales; Glomerellaceae
Product: amidohydrolase
Exons: 1
Coding region: 1-1419 (472 amino acids)
Molecular function (GO): hydrolase activity, acting on carbon-nitrogen (but not peptide) bonds
Source: RefSeq, a predicted model, not a curated record